This is a messenger RNA of Odocoileus virginianus texanus, 4511 nucleotides long. Lineage: Eukaryota; Metazoa; Chordata; Mammalia; Artiodactyla; Cervidae. The record is from RefSeq and is a predicted model, not a curated record.
CUCGAGACCGCGCGGGGUGGGAUCCGCUGGGUGAGCAGCGCCGGCGGCGGCGGGAUGGAUCUUCGGUGGGCGGAGACAUCCAAAAUUGCAGGGAAGUACUGGGGAGAAAAGUGCCCCCGGAGGAGAGGAGUAAUUGCCCGCUAAUGACUGACAUCUCUAAGGCGAUGGCAUGGACCACAAUGAGAAAUACGGUUCGGUGGCCGAUUGCAAAGUAGCAAAGAGCAGGCGACUGACUGAGGGCUGCUGUGCGAAGAUGAAUCCCUGUGAAGAUGUAGAAAGGUCUAGUGGUAAAUCUCAGAACCCCAGGGGGAAUCAGCGUCAUGAAGGACCACAGGCCAGUGGUCCUGAGGCCCCCGGGAAUGAUGCUGCUGAGCUCUGGAGCCAGAAAUUCGAGAUGCGGAGCAAAUUCGUGCAGACCAGCAACAGUGAACAGCAAGAUCGAAACAGAGUUUCUGAAGAACUUAUAAUGGUUGUCCAAGAAAUGAAAAACUACUUCCCAUCGGAAAGACGUGGUAAACCAAGCGCUCUGGAUGCCCUUACCUACGCCCUUCGCUGUGUGCGCAGUGUACAAGUGGCCUCACAGUAUGAAUUGGCACCGGUGAAGUCCUUCUUCUGCAGGAUUGGUGGAGAUGAAGCCGGGGAGCCGCAGCGGCCUUACUGCCCAUUCCGGAUCACCCCCUACUUGAUUGAUGUGCAUAGCUCGGCCCUCGCGGAGGCUGAGCCCUGCUGUCUCUUGCUGGUGGAGAAGAUGCACUCGGGUUACCAACCUCCUCAAAUCCCAGCAGAUAAACGAAUUUUUACCACAACACAUACUCCUGGUUGUGUUUUUCUUGAAAUAGAUGGAAGGGCCUUGCCUUUCCUGGGUUACCUACCUCAGGACCUGAUCGGGACAUCCAUCCUAGCGUACCUGCACCCAGAAGAUCGCUCUCUGAUGCUUGCCGUGCACCAAAAAGUCUUGAAGUAUGCCGGCCAUCCUCCCUUUGAACACCUGCCCAUUAGAUUUUGGGGAUUACAUGGGGAUUACAUCAUACUGGACUCCAGUUGGUCCAGCUUCGUGAACCCAUGGAGCCGGAAGGUUUCUUUCAUCAUCGGUCACCAUAAAGUGCAAAAGAGUCCACUAAACAAGGAUGUUUUUGCCACCAGAGUAAAAAAGAUGAGCAGUGAUGACAAAGACAUCACAGAAUUACGAGAACAAAUUCAGAAACUUCUCUUACAGCCUAUUCACGGGAGCAUGUCCAGCGGCUACGGGAACCUGGGGAGCAGCAGGUCACAGGAGCCUCAGGUCAGCCUCGUGUCCUCCAGUGAGUCUAGCAGGCACAGCAUGGAUGAGGUGCCGAAGGCACCGUUGACUUUGCAGCAGGUCUGUGCCAGUGUGAACAAGAUCAAGAAUCUAGGUCAGCAGCUCCACAUCAAGUCGAGGGCCAAGUCAGCAAACAAGCCCGUGUUGGGAGCCCGCUCAGGACGGCCUGGGGAUGAGCAGAAGACCUGCUCUUCUUUCCAGACAGUGAAAAAUAAUAGCAUAUACACUGAGUCCUGUGAGGAUUUGAGAAAGGAUCAGCAUAGCCCAUCCUAUCAGCAGAUAAACUGUAUUGAUAGUGUUAUCAGGUACCUGAAGAGCUACCACAUCCCAGCUUUGAAGAGGAAGUGUAUCUCCUCUGGAAAUACAACUUCCUCAUCCUCAGAAGAGGACAGACAAAGCCACAGAGCGGAUGACGUCCAGGCACUGCAAGCUGUUUCCCAGAUCCCAGCUGUACCUGCAUCAGAAAUUCCCACUAAUGGACAGUCCACAGACGCUGAAGGAGGAGCUCCAUGGACCCUGAGCACAGCGACUCUCAGCCUGGACACAAGCCAGUGCAGCUCCAGCAGUGUCUUUGUCGACAUCCCACUACCAGACUCAGGAGGUUCUGCUUCCAGGCUGACAAGAUCAGCUGGUUGCAAGAAGGGGAAACACAAGCGUAAGAAGCGUCUUGUGUGGUUGGACGGCAGGAGCGCCAAAGAUCACUUCUGUCCCCACCAGGAUGGACAGCCCUGGUGCCCCUCCUCCGCCUCCUGUCCCCGUGCCUCUAGCCCCUUGCUCCCAGCUGCAGUGAUGGUUCCCAGCUCAGCCCCUUGCCUCGUCCCAGCUCCUCCCCUCCCAGCCACGACCUCCCUUGGCAGAGAACAUGAAGCCUCGGUAACUGUACUGCCAAGGCUGCCUGAGCCACCCUUGCCUAGCAGCCUGCAGUAUUUCCCAGCUCUGCCUUCUGCUCACUUUGACACUUUUAUGAACAUCUUCCUGCAUAACCCCUUUCUCUCUCCCCUCUCGUCAUCAUCAUUCUCCCCAUAUCCCUUCUUGGGAGCAGCACCCUCUUCGGAAAUACUCUCUUCGGUAUCAGCAGUGGCUCCAAACCCAGGCCCACCAUCUUCAACCAUCAACCCAAGGAGCAGAAAGGAGAAGUGGGAGACAUGGAAUGAAGGACGCCCCCUCAUUAACUCAGGGAGCAACUCCCUGCUCCAGCUUGACCUCCUGCAGGGGGACAGGCCCCAAUCCUGUGUAUCCCCAGAAACUGUGUGUCAGGGUGUCAGUGGCAGCGGUGGGACUAAGAUAGAUGGUUUUACUACCAAGAAACCGUCCAUAGCAUUACUGCAAUUGGCAUCUCCACCAGGAACGGGCUCUGCAGCAUCAGGAAGCGGUGACAGCUGUAUAAACUUUGUUUCUAGUGAUUAUUCUUCAGAAAUCUCUCAAAAUGGGCAGCAAUCUCAGGACGUACAGAAAAAAGAAACAUUUCCUAAGUUAGUUGAAGAGUCCAUCUGGAGAAUGAUAAAGCAGACACCUGACUGCAUUCUAAUGACGUAUCAGGUGCCUGAGAGGGUUAAAGAAAUUGUACUGAAAGAAGACCUAAAGAAGCUGGAAAGCAUGAGACGGCAGCAGCCACAGUUUUCUCUAGGGCAGAGGGAGGAGAUAGCCAACGUGCAUUCCUGGAUUCGGUGCCAGACGAUCCCUCAGGAAAUAGACACCCAGUUGGAAUGUUAUGGGCGAAUUAGGAAUAAAGACACCUGGUUUGAUCCGUGCUUGACUGGAGAGGAGGUCUCUCCAUCCCUGCCAGAGGUCUGAUGGCCACUGUCUUCUGUUUGCCCCUAAAUAAAGGAAAAUGCUUCUUCCUUUCAAGUUUUAUAGCUUUUCAUAAAAUGCAUCCUGAUUAUAAUCAGGAGAAUUGACCUUUCUAUCCACGAUGCUACUGGACCCUGACCUGAGACUGAAGCCCACAGCUUAGAUUUACUUUCUAAAGUAGAACACUUGGCCCUUGGUAUCUGCAGGGGUUGGUUCCAGGACACCCCACAGAUACUAAAAUCCGUGGACACUCAACUCCCUUCUAUAACAGGAAGGUUCGCCAGCCCUCUGUACCCGUGGGUUCUGCAUCCAGAGUUCUCUACCCUCCCCAGUUCUUCCCACCUCAAUCACAGCGGCUGACUGUAGUUUCCAGAAGGUACUUCUUUCUCCAACUGUCAGAAUCACUUUGAAACAAUGACUGUGACUUUUCUAGAAUUUUCUCACUUGAAGCUGCUCCAUGCCCAUAUUCCUGUCUUAGGCUUAGAGAACUCUCCUGUUCUGCUCCAUCUUGAUUGUUAAAUGAUCUCUGAAGCCCUCAUUGCUUUGGUCAAGUUGUGUGAUAUUUUUGUCCUUGGUGAAAAAUCAAAUUUUAAACAGUGAACCAGCCUGGAUAUUGUCAAGGAUAGAAUCAUUGCAGCCUUCUAUGCUGAUGACCAUUUAAACCUGUUUAAAUCAGAAAUGACACGGAGCAGUCAGAGAACCAUUCUGCAUCUCCAUAAGCACUUUUUAAACAUGAUCUUCCCUAGUACAAGCCCUCUUUUAGAUUUCUUUCUGGAUAUUUGUUUUAUUGACAGUUAACUAUUUCUUUGCCUUGCUAUACAUUUAGGCUCAACUUAAAAUUGGUGCUUGUUAUAAGCAGAUCUAUAAAACCAGUUAUAGUUUUGGUGUUUUGGUAAAUAGCUGAGCUGGUGUAUUUAGAAAUGACCAUGAUGCUUCUGCUUCUGGGGAUGAGCAAAGAAGGCUCCACAGUGCCAGCUUCUCCCCACCACCGGGGCUUCACCCAACUGUAAACCAUUGUUCAAGUUUAGUAACUUUUUGUAUUGAUGCCUAUAGAAAUCGGUAAUAAAAAUGUGUACUACAGGUUUCCAUGUUGACAUGAAUGUUACCAAAAGGCUGUGUUUUCUUAGAUAAGAGGUCAGAAUUUAUGAACAACAGAUGCUGUGUGAAUGGAAUCAUUUUACAAUUAAGUGCAACUUCAUCAUAACUCAAAAGGUAAAUUUAAUCCAAAUGGAAAUUUUGCAUCAGCCAAGUUUAUCUUUGUGUGGAUUUCCCUGUUUUUAAUGGUUAUUAAUAUUUUAAUAAGGUAUCUUUUUUAAGCAAAAACAAUGAACGGUGUACAUGUAAAACUUGAGAAAUUUUUUGCACUGCAUGAAUAAACCUUUGCCCCGAAUACAUAAAUCACUUAUAUCAUUGAGAAGUA